CAGGAGACCUCAUCAUUUGAGACCAGCCCUUCACAUUUAUAACUUAGAAGCCUGAAAAAUGAAGCCUAAAAUGAAGUAUUCAACCACCAAAAUUUCCCCAGCAAAGAUGCACAGCUCAGCAGGCAAAGCCUUGGCAAAAUCUCCCAAGUUGAGAAAAUCCCAACAGAAGGCUGAAGAAGUUUGCCCCAUGUACUUUAUGCAGCUACGCUCUGGCCUUAAAAUAGAAAAGAAGACCUGUUACUUUAGGAAAGAAACCACCAAAAGGCAUUCACUAAGAACAGCUAAAAAGUACAAAGAGCAACGUCUGGUAUUCGCUGCCUGUCAGGAGCUGGAACACAUUGGACAGUCUGUGAAGAGCUUCACCUUCGAUAAAACUAGGGUCCAGAAAUAUACUACAGCAACUGGUCUUCCAAGUAUCAAAGAACAUUCUGCUUCCCUGAGUACAUACAAUGAUCAAUCCAUUACUUUUGUUUUCGAGGAUGGAAAUUAUGAGAUCUAUGUUGAUGACUUAGGAAAAGACCAAGAGAAAGACAAGGUGUUACUCCGUUACUAUGAUUCCCAAUUCCCCUCAAGUGAAACAGAUGGUGGUGGUGAUCAUCGGAAGUUAAUGGUAAACCUGAGCCCCACAAAAGACAAAGACUUCUUGCUGCAUGCCAACAGUAAGGAGCAUUCUGUGGAGCUACAAAAAUGUGAAAACCCAUUGCCAGAACAGGCCUUCUUUGUCCUUCAUGAGGAGACCUCUCAAUGUGUUUCAUUUGAAUGUAAGAGCAAUCCUGGAGUGUUUCUAGGAGUAAAGGAUAACCACCUAGCUCUAAUUAAACGAGGGGAACACCCUGAGGAUUCAAAUGAAGAGAAUACCAUAUUUAAGCUCUCAAACUUAAUAUGACGGAAAGCUGCGGAUCUUGGGUUGAGUAGUCCAAACAGCUACCAUUGGAGAAAGGAUGAGCGAUAAAGAGACAGAUAACAUGAAGGGAAAUGGAAUGUUUAGUAUGCUGUGGAAUGUUUUCCUUAUUAUGUAUAAAAAUAAUUUUUUUAUAAUCCUUAAGUUCUGUUUUUUAUUUCCCUCUGUAUCACUGCAUAUUCAGUACAAGUACUGGUAUAUUAAAUAGCAUAUUGGUAAAGAGACUUGCCAACAUUCUGAAGAGAUACAGCCUGACCUUUACAUUUUUCCACUUUCAGUGCUGAAAGAACUUCUUCAUAUUUUGAGCUGAGACCUCUGGGGAGAAGCGAAGGGGCUGAUCCGCAGCUUUGUUUUAGACAGGGAUCAAUUUAAAGAGCUACAUAGGGACAUAAUUUUCCCUGGUUCCAAAUAAUAGCCUCAAACACUAGAGCCACUAAUAAAAAAGACAACUGGAAGCAACACAGAUUGACCAUUUCACAACUGGAAUAAAACACCAAGUUUGUUUGUAAAUUCUGAAACUUCAGAUGCCUAUAUGGCUAGACAGGUAACAUAAAUAUGUGAAAAGGCAAGGAUAAUUUAAAAAUUAAGGAAAAUAAAUCUAGUAUUUUUAAAGUGAAUAAUUUCACCUCUAACUCACUUUUAAAAUUCUGAUUUUUAUAGACUGAGUUAACUUUAAGCAAGGCAUUCUUACAUUAGAAAGUGAAAUAAAUUUUAGUUCAGACACGAAAUUGACAUUAUUAGGAAUAUCUAACAAACUAGAAUAUUUUUAAAAGCACUGAGCCCCAAUAUAUGUUUGGGCAUCCAAGUACCAUGGGUUCCAAGUACCAUGGUGUGGCCAGAAGUCCUCUAACCUACUAGAGCUUAGACGGGACAUAGGAUUAACAUUACAACUUCAAUAACUGGUUAUCCUUCAUAUGUUCUUCUGACCCUGGCUUCCAGGAAUCUAUGACUUUUGAUAUAUUCAUUACCUUGGACAAAAUUUCUUCUCAUCCUUUCUUCCCACGUGCACAAGGCCUUUUGUUGUUUAGCUUCCCAAUAACCCUGCUUACUAUGGAAUAUCCACUUGACUUCUGUUCUUUCUCCAUUUCUUUUGACCAUCUGUGUCCUUCUGCACCGCCUGACCUCACUUCCACAUCACCUGAUCUCUGGAUGUCAACAUCUUUAUUCUGCUUUUUCUACCUGAUGGUGUAGAAUUUUACAUAAACCUAUUUAUGGCAAUAUUCUUCAUUAAACAUCUUUGUGUUUUAUUGCUACUAAGGUACUAAAAUUUAUACUCAACCAUAUAAUAACAUUUCUCAACUACUAAAUAAUUUUUGCUUAUUUUAAAACCUUAGCAAUUUCUACUGUAAUUCUUCACAGGUGUAAUACUGAUAAUAAAUGACAAACAUAAUGACAGAAUACUUAUAAAAAUAUGACUUUUUCUGAAAGUGUAGGCUUUUUAAUUUGUUGAGAUAUAUUGAAUAUAAUUGUUGGUGGAAAAUAAAAUAAAAGAGGCUGAGAAUUACUGUAUGAGGACAAACAAUUAUAGAACAAUAUAUCUUUGUUUCAUUACUUUGUCAAUAAUUUUACUAUAGAGACAAAAAUAAAAGCAGAAUCUAUAUCAUUCCCUCUGAAAAACACUAAAUGUUG
Balaenoptera acutorostrata (minke whale) is the source of this 2530-nucleotide messenger RNA. RefSeq names its product interleukin 33 (gene IL33). Gene Ontology annotation, molecular function: cytokine activity. The coding region runs from base 59 to 886 and encodes 275 amino acids. The record is from RefSeq and is a predicted model, not a curated record. Gene Ontology annotation, biological process: positive regulation of inflammatory response; positive regulation of cytokine production. Lineage: Eukaryota; Metazoa; Chordata; Mammalia; Artiodactyla; Balaenopteridae. The transcript has 8 exons.